CACUAUCGGGUGGCGCAACAGACUUUGGAAUGCUAUUUACGUUCGGUGAACUAUACAUUCUUGUUGAUCGAUCUCGACUCAGACAAGCGCGUCAACGAGAGGUGUCCACACACUCAGUUGUUCUUCAAGAAACACUGUGCAGCAUCAGUGUAUUUGGAAGAUACCGACUGGAUGCUAGUGCUUGACGCAGAUACGGGUACUGUGAAUCCGAAUCANGUAUUGAGGAAUGGAUCGAUACCAGGGUUGAUCUCAUCUUCUAUGAACGAUUCUUCAAUUGGGAAAUUGCAUCUGGGAAUUACCUUUCCGUCUACAGGUCAAGAACACACCAUUCGCUCGCAACUUCCUGAGGAAGUGGGCCGACUGGCAAUAUACGCAGCCAUUGAACUGGAAUGGCGCUGA
Messenger RNA from Anisakis simplex (herring worm), 399 nucleotides. The record is from the annotation of a GenBank genome assembly. Lineage: Eukaryota; Metazoa; Nematoda; Chromadorea; Rhabditida; Anisakidae.